CCCUAGCCAUCUCCUUUGAUCCCCUCCGGGCCUGGCAUCUCCAUCUCUCUCCCCCUCACCACAUCUUCUUCACCUCCGGCCGCCGCCACGGCCAGGCUGGCGUGGUGGUGCGCCUCUGCGCCAUCCAUCACCAGCACCACCGUACCCUAGCGCGCCACCAACACCUCCACCAUCACCUCCACCAUCACCCUGUGCCUCCAUUCACCACCAUCCACAGCGCCGCCUCAUCACCUCACGCCGCCGCCCAUGCAUCUCCCUGCCACUCCUCCACCUUUCUUCUUCUCCUAACUCUGCUGCUGCCCUUCUACUUCUUCUUCCCGCAUCCCCGCUGCUCUUCUUGUUGCACCCCUGCUGCUCCUCCUUCUCCUCUCUCCAAGCCCCGCUGCUGCUCCCUUCGCCUACCUUGCUGCUCCCUGCCUCUUCUCUGAACCUUUUGCUGCUGCUCCUUCCCCACGAACCUGCUACUGCUCCUUUCUCAACGCUCCUGCUGCUUCUUCUCUCCCACACCUCUUGCUUUUGCUCUUCUCUGAACCAAAACUAUUGUUUCUUUCUCUUACCCCGCUGCUGUUCUCUCCCUCUACUAAUCUUGAUGCAGAUUGUCUCCAACUCGCCUCCCUGCUGAUCUUCUCCAUCACCUACACCAUCUACAGCUACAAGCCUAAAGAUUGACCGAGAAUUAAUCUCUGAAUCUCUCUCUUCUCUUGCUACUGUACUCUCAAUUUUUGUACUGUUCUACUAAGUUGUUUGUUCAGUUUCAGAUUUUUGCUUGUGUAGUGUUAAAUCUGUCAUAUGUGAAUUGUUCUGGGGCAUGUGACUCCCUGUUCUUGUAUGAGUUAAUUAGUUAAAUUGGUCACUUGAGUACUACACUUGUUGCGUAGUCGUGUUGGUUCAAUUUUAGUUACUGUGUUGCUCAAGUACCUGUGAUAUAUGAAUAUGUGCGUUUGAGUGCGAUGUGAAACAAUUGUAUUAUGUCCAUAAUCUUGUUUCUUCCCUGUGUCUUGUACGUACUAGUUAUAUAUACGUAUGUGUGUUCUAGUCUUGUUAAUUCUCUUUGUUCAGAAUGUCUGCCUAUGUAGUUUCUAAUUUCUCAAGCUUAAGAAAAUACCAAAAAGACGAUUAGUAAAAUCUGAAUUUCUCCUUGUUGUUUACGCUUUCUUUGUCCUCAACCCUGUCUAGUUUAGGCUAUUAUUUUCUUGCAAUCCUCUCUUAAAAUUCUGUCACCUAGCUUUAGCUGAGCAUCGUUGCCAUUGCCUGGUCCCUGAGGAGAACACGACAUCCCCAGUUUGGGCAUGAAAAACCCACUGUACUUACCAUCGAUCAUUUUGGCGCCGUUGCCGGGGACUAGAGUCGUGCGACCGUGUUAGGCUAUAGACUAGGUUUUUCUUGUUUUUCCCUUUGUGCUAGAUAUAUGUGAUAUAUCUCUAACCCCUAACCCUUGUUCAAGUUAUUUUCUCUUUCUUUGCUUGGUCAUUCUGCAGGUUAUUGCAUCUUCUCAGAUAUGGCUUACUAUUUAGAUUAUCAUGCUUUUGUCGAGCAACACUACAAACAACACGGAAAGUAUUCAAGACUUGAUAAUUAUCCAAUGCAGGGAUUUAGGUACAAUGACGAGAGCAACAACUAUGCACCACAACAAUGCGAUUCACCUCCUACUCAUAUACCUCAACACCAGGAGAUGUUGCCAAUGGAGUUAAAUGGUCCUCGAUUUGGUCAACCAACACCUUCAACACAAGUGCCCACACAAGAUGAUUUUGAUGAUAUAGACAAGCUCACAUUGCUUAGUCUCGAGUUCAUUUGGAGUGUUGAAGAUGAUCCAAUGAGGCCGGUGAUACUAGAGGAAAUGAAGGAGAUCAAGAGUGGAAAAGAGCUAGUGGAAGAAGUAAGGAAGAUUGAGAAGAACAUCAACGCUGGUAGUACUAUCUCCUCCCUCCUUGAGCCGAGUGUUGCCGAGAUUCCCCUUGAUACAUGUGAGGUUCCAAUACCGUCACAUCCAGCUGAGCAAGAUAGUAAGCAUCCAGAGGAAGAAAGACCUCAGAUUGAAGAAGAAAUACUUGAAGACAAGGAACAAGAUGAUCCAGAGCUCGAACAACAAAGUGAUCAAGUUGAAGACUCAUCAUCUAUUACUCUUGAAGAAGCAAAAGAAGUUGAUGUGAUUGAAGAUGAAGAACCAGAAAUGCAUUUGCCCAUCGUCCUACAGGAGCGUGAUUUAGCAGGUUUAUCCAAUCCUCUUGAUGACAUGCUUCCUUAUGAGAUCUUUGUUGUUACUUUGCAUUGCAUUAUACCAUCAAUUAAGCUAGAUUUGAAAAAUUAUUUGCUUGGACAUGAUCAUACAUACACUUUUGGUGGCAUUGCUCUCAUUCCCGAUGAUGACACUUAUUUUCCUUAUGCUAGUCCUAUGCUUAAUGAAACAUAUUAUUCCCAUACUAGUCUUGAGCUUAAUGAUAAAUUUCAUCCUCAUGUUAGUGUCGACCUUGCUGAUUUCUACCAUCCUAAAACAUGUGCUUUAUAGCUAUGCUUAUGUAAUUGGAUAUUCGAUUGAUGACUUGGAGGGUAUUAUCCCUACCACUUGCAUUGUCUCUUUGGUUGAGUGCCUUUUCAGUUUUUUGCUUGUGCACGAAUCAAUACAUGUUGACCAGGUUCAAGGUGACAUUCCUUGGGACCCUGGUGGACUCAGAGCAUGGGGAUGAGGAGAAGCAAGGGGGCACACACGAAGAAGAGUGAAGCUAGAGCAUCCAUGAGGAAGCAAAAGGAGAAGAGCUGCAGCUUAGAGAGUGAUCAAGCGAGUGCUACAUCAUCAAAGCCCGGUGAGCUAUUUCAUGACCCAUUCCGAGUAUAUCAUCCAUUUAUACAUGCUGAAAUCAAAUGUUAUUUGGGUUGCUUAUUAAUCCAUUUCUUAAAUGUUGCCCCACUGAAUUUUAUUUGACAUAUGGUGCUUCAUGAGAAUAUGCGAACCGAUUGUUGAAUGCCAUGUAAACUAGUGAUCUACAUAUUGCGUGCUUUGCUGAAAUUAGUGAGAACUAUUAGUUUUGAGUGCUCAAGUCCCAAGUACACUAGAAAACUUAAUCAUUUUCUGCUUUUACCUCGAUACACCUAGAUCAUUAAGUGUCAGAUGCUGAGUUUGUGCCUAAUGUGUUCCCAUUCAGAGCAAUCACUUACCACUAUGGAUUAGCAUGCUAUGUUCUCUGGAUCGGUAGCAUGUGAACAAGACCUAGUUGAGUGAUGAUUCUUGUGUUUGUUCAUUAAAAUAGGCAUAUCUUAUAGUGUAUAAUUAUCUGAUCUACCUAACAGUAGCAUGUCAUGUUCCCUGGAUCGGUGUCUUGUGAAAUCUGGUUUGAUCGGAUAGGAGUUAAUUAUAUUAAAAAAUGUAAUUGUUGAACCAGGUGUAUACCAUGUUCUCGGGAUCGGUGGUAUGUUCCUUUGGGGAGACAAACUAAAAAAAUACCAAUAAUUGGUCGAGCCAGGUGUAUACCAUGUUCUUGGGAUCGGUGGUAUGUUCCUAUGGUGAGAGUAAUAAAAAUAAUCAUUGCUUUAUUUCAGUAAAUAAGUGAUUUGAUCACAAGAUUUAAUUCAAGUUCCUUUUGUUCUCAAGAUCAUGUUCUCUUUAGGAACCUUUGGCAUAAUCAGCAUUUGAACUUGCUAAUCUUCUUGCAUCAUUGUAAAAGUUGAAAAUGAUCUAAUAGUAUCCUAUUGCUUUGUAGCACUCUUAACCAUUGAUUUUCACUAGCUAAGUCCAAAGCAUGCGAUGUUUGGAGAUCUACUUUACUGGGACAUUCUCUAGUCAGCUCACUGUUCACCAUCUAGCUCUUGUCAUUUGCCUUUACUUGAGGACAAGUAAAGAUUUAAGUGUGGGGGAACUUGAUAAGCACAUUUCAUACACAUAAUUUUGCACUCAAAUAUACUAUAUAUUGUGAUCUGACCAUCAAUCCUUGCUAUGAACUGUUGCAUAUGUGAACGAAAAUCAUUUAAAGAGAUCAUUUACUUGUGACUUGUUGCUUUUGCAGACAAGUGCGAUAAGGCACUAUAAUCGUCAAGAUUCCGUCCAUGUGGAUAUCGAGAUGAGCAUAUGAAAGAAGAGAAGGAAGAGGGACUUGAGUGUGAUAAAUGUUAAAGCUUCAAGGGUCUGCCUAAAGAAGAGCAGGAUCAACUUGUGAAGGAGGAAGAUAAGUAGAAGGGCCAAAGAGCAAAGUGGACAAUCAGAUCGAGGGGUCAAAAUCCCUAGCCAUCUCCUUCGAUCCCCUCCGGGCCUGGCAUCUCCAUCUCUCUCCCCCUCACCAAAUCUUCUUCACCUCCGGCCGCCGCCACGGCCAGGCUGGCGUGGUGGUGCGCCUCUGCGCCAUCCAUCACCAGCACCACCGUACCCCAGCGCGCCACCAACACCUCCACCAUCACCCUGCGCCUCCAUUCACCACCAUCCACAGCGCCGCCUCAUCACCUCGCGCCGCCGCCCAUGCAUCUCCCUGCCGCUCCUCCACCUUUCUUCUUCUCCUAACUCUGUUGCUGCCCUUCUACUUCUUCUUCCCGCAUCCCCGCUGCUCUUCUUGUUGCGCCCCUGCUGCUCCUCCUUCUCCUCUCUCCAAGCCCCGCUGCUGCUCCCUUCGCCUACCUUGCUGCUCCCUGCCUCUUCUCUGAACCUUUUGCUACUGCUCCUUCCCCCACGAACCUGCUACUGCUCCUUUCUCAACACUCCUGCUGCUUCUUCUCUCCCACACCUCCUGCUUUUGCUCUUCUCUGAACCAAAACUGUUGUUUCUUUCUCUUACCCCGCUGUUGUUCUCUCCCUCUACUAAUCUUGAUGCAGAUUGUCUCCAACUCGCCUCCCUGCUGAUCUUCUCCAUCACCUACACCAUCUACAGCUACAAGCCUAAAGAUUAACCGGGAAUUAAUCUCUGAAUCUCUCUCUUCUCUUGCUACUGUACUCUAAAUUUUUGUACUGUUCUACUAAGUUGUUUGUUCAGUUUCAGAUUUGUGCUUGUGUAGUGUUAAAUCUGUCAUAUGUGAAUUGUUCUGGGGCAUGUGACUCCCUGUUCUUGUAUGAGUUAAUUAGUUAAAUUGGUCACUUGAGUACUACACUUGUUGCGUAGUCGUGUUGGUUCAAUUUUAGUUACUGUGUUGCUCAAGUACCUGUGAUAUAUGAAUAUGUGCGUUUGAGUGCGAUGUGAAACAAUUGUAUUAUGUCCA
Messenger RNA from Triticum aestivum (bread wheat), 5174 nucleotides. RefSeq lists its product as uncharacterized. The transcript has 2 exons. NCBI's taxonomy places the organism in Eukaryota, Viridiplantae, Streptophyta, Magnoliopsida, Poales, Poaceae. The record is from RefSeq and is a predicted model, not a curated record. Bases 1499 to 2506 code for a protein of 335 amino acids.